Messenger RNA from Heterobasidion irregulare TC 32-1, 1895 nucleotides. RefSeq lists its product as uncharacterized. The record is from RefSeq and is a predicted model, not a curated record. Bases 220 to 723 code for a protein of 167 amino acids. The transcript has 3 exons. NCBI's taxonomy places the organism in Eukaryota, Fungi, Basidiomycota, Agaricomycetes, Russulales, Bondarzewiaceae.
AAGGUGCUCAAACGGCAGCCAGAAAACAACUGAGACGAAGCAUAAAUACCUCGACUAUGUACGUACAAUCCCUCAAGACGCACUGCAUGCUUGGAGACUCUGCCUGUCUGUGAUCCAUGGCAAGCAAAUUAUGACAUGUCCUCCCGUCCUCAAACCCAUCUUCUCCUUAUGGCUCAAAUCAUGUAAGAGCGUAUCCUCCUUCUCCCAGUAAACCCCUCGAUGUCUUCAACCUUGUCGACCGAAUAUUCUGAGUAUCUCUUCCUCGAGAGGGGUAUACAGUCCCUCGACAUCGCGUUAUGGAUCGGCAUGAUCCAGUCGCGUUCGAGGGAGAUUGCUGCAGCUGUUAUCAAGAAGGCUGAACACUACAAAGACGCAGACGGAGUCGCCCACGAAUUCCUCGCCGUACAUCUUGACCAUUCUUCAAUCGAAGACGACAAUGGUCAGGUGGUCCUCUCCAUUGAGCGCACAGCUGGUCCCUUCAGCACGGCGCCCCUCUGGAAUGCCAUAACCAACCUGUCUUCCCUUGCCACAGACAGAAUCACAAUUCCAUUUCCUUAUGUCAAAGAUCCCAUCGCCUUCAUCAACCACUCUUCGCAUGUCAUUCUUCUUUCAACCCUUGAGUUUCCUUCAGAGACCGCUCCUAACGAUCUUGAUCUUUCUGUCAUCCUCGAUUGUGCUUCCCGCAGACAUCCUUCGUAUGACUCCAGAUUCCAAUCUUACUGAUAUGCUAGUCUGGUCUUUGAUUCCUUAAAGGGCAUCUUUCGAGGACAACAACGCGAUUCGAAGCUUGCGCCUAGACGCGGCUAUUUCAGAGCCAUCAAAGUACCGACCUCGAAUGGAUGGGCUGAACCCAAGCAUGAGUAUUUCCAAGGGGGUACUCACACAGAGUCUUGUCGGUUCUAGAGAAGAGCGAGAGUGUAACUGCCAUCGACGGUAUCCUAGGCGUUCCUACUGCAUUCCUGUCACCCACAGGCUCCGAGACUGAUACGGAUGACAGGCAAGUCUCGCGUCUCACGAAAGCCGCGGUUGUCGUCAUGCGAUUUCCACUUUCCUGUUUGCUAGCGAAGGACUCUUGUUAGGUUGGAAGAGGCACAGAGCGUUCGUCUGUCUACGUUUUUUUUUUACAUACGCUGCGGACGGUGUAUGAUGGAUGUGCAGGCAAGUAAUGGUUUCACAGCAAAAUGCAUAAUCGUAUAUAGUCGCUUCGACCAAGAAGUAACUCGAAUGUGUACGUACAAUCCCUCAAGACGCGCUGCAUGCUCAGAGACCCUGCCCGCCCACGAUGGCAAGCAAAUUAUGAUGUCCUCCCGUCCUCAAACCCACCUAUCUUCAACCACCAACAACGAUCAGAACUGAUGAGUGAAUAACGCAUCGUCAUCCGUCCGCGUGGGCUCUGCAGUACCUCCGUUCUCCGCCCUCCGCUCUCCAUACAGUCCGCCCUCGGGAUCCUCGGGGAAAUUCGUCGUCGACCCGCUCCUCCGCGAGAACGAGUCUCCGUCCAGAUCACCUGCCUUGGACCGCGUCGACCUCUUCUUUUUCUUUUUCUUCGGGGCCACCUCGCCCCCGUUCGCGUAUGCAUCCUCCGUGCGCGCCCACCGGUCCUGCUUCUUCUUCUUCUUCAGCGUGCCUCCAGACUGUGGAAGGGUAUCCUCGAAGUUCGCAGGGUAGUGCCACCGCCCAGACGUCGUGCUCGCAGCGUCGCUAUUGCGCUGCCCAUAGUACUGCUCCUCCUCCGGGUUCCAGAGCUCGCCGCCGUGCCCGUUGCCGUUGGGGGCUGUGGAUCGCCCACCGCGGUUCUCGGUAGAGAGAUCGAUGCUGCUCGAGCCCGGUUCCUGACCGUCCUCGUACGACUGGCCCUCCAGAGUGGAGCGUGGGAGACGCUCCGCGUACCGGCC